AUGACAUCCACCCCCUUAAUUCUCACCCUCACCGUCCUAACCGCAGCAAUCCUCGGCCUCCUCAUCCUCUGGGUAUUCAUCAGCUACACCAAAGACCGGCGCGCCCGCCACACCCGAACCCACUUGCACACCCAAUCCCCUCUCCAACUCGACCAACAAGCUACAUGCGCGGCUGAAAACUACGAGAGCCGCGUGCACCUCCACUGCACAUACCAGCCGUCCGGUACACCGCACGGCGCGGGCCAUGAUGGAAGGGUUGAGUUGCAACAUGUAAAGGACCUGAGAAGAGGGAAUGAGAGGGAGGGAGAUGGGGAGGCGGAUAAGGCGGAGGUUUGGCUGAAGAGGGGGGCUAGUAGGGACGAUCUGAGGAAAGUAUCUGAAGAAGAGAAUGGUUCACUUGGUACGAGGACAGUGAGGGUUUGGGGGAGAGAAGGGGAUGUUGGGGUUUGGGAUAUGACUGGUGGGAGGCCGAAGGGUUUCGAUCGUGAUGACACAGUCGCUGCCGUUCGAGAUUACUACCACUUCCUCGCCAAGAUGUACCUUGCUGAAGACCGUAUUAUGGAGCCACCACCAGGCGGCUGGCCGAACAUCACCCCAGAAACCAUGCGACCUCUGGAAAAGACUGACGAGUUCAAAUUGUGCCGUACGGGGAGACUGCUGUUUAGCCGGAAUACGCAAAUCUCGAGUGUGUUGGUCUGUACGGACGGCGAUGAUGGAGGUGGAGAGGUGUGGGCAGGAGGAGUACCUCCAUAUUGUGUUGGACUGACUAUCGCUGCCCGCGACGACGUCAUUUGCUUCUGGACACCUUUCGAGGCUGCAUCUGGUGGAUGGAGUGUCCCCACGAGAUUGCUUGAAGACGACGGGUUUGGUAUCGAGUUGGAUGACGAACAGACGUCUGAUAAGGAAGACAACGAGUCCCGUACCUCUGGUGAAGAAAGUCUGCCCACGUCCGAUGACGAAGCGCAAGGAGGCUCUGAUGACCAAGUCGACGACGAUGAGGAACAGUUAGGAGAGGAAGAGGAAGAUCUCGGACCGGAAUGGAUACAAGGCUUCUGGUUCCCUCAAUGGGGUAUUCCCGAAUUCUUCGAGAAGAUGAAGAAGCAUUAUCGACAACUCGACUUCGUUCCAAGGAACUCAAAGGAAGUUCUUGAAGGCUGGCCGCGUGAUAGCAAGGAGCCCAUGCUUGUGGGUUUGCUCAAGCCUAUUUAUCGCAAACAUGGCUGGCCUAAUCUGGAACAAUAUCGAAAGGAGGAGUGUAUGAAGGAGAUUGAAGAGGCUUUACGUAAGGCUGGCUCUGGCCGGUACAGUUACGAAUCAGAUUCUUGA
This is a messenger RNA of Macroventuria anomochaeta, 1326 nucleotides long. RefSeq lists its product as uncharacterized. The transcript is spliced from 4 exons. Lineage: Eukaryota; Fungi; Ascomycota; Dothideomycetes; Pleosporales; Didymellaceae. The coding region runs from base 1 to 1326 and encodes 441 amino acids. The record is from RefSeq and is a predicted model, not a curated record.